Molecule: messenger RNA, 1075 nt
Organism: Coccidioides posadasii C735 delta SOWgp
Lineage: Eukaryota; Fungi; Ascomycota; Eurotiomycetes; Onygenales; Onygenaceae
Biological process (GO): protein polyubiquitination; ubiquitin-dependent protein catabolic process
Molecular function (GO): ubiquitin conjugating enzyme activity
Source: RefSeq, a predicted model, not a curated record
CUUUGUGGUUUGCCGGUGACCUCGGGAUUUGUUUUCAUUUCCCUGUCCCGCCUCCCCCGUCGCCACUCGUUACACUCUUCAGAGCUGAAGCUUUGUACGGACUUGGACCCCGAUGGCUCAGCGGAUCCUGCUCAACGAGUACAAGGCCCUGUCAAAGGAGAAGUGGGUUGAUGUUGAGUUGAAAAACGAGGAUAUUUUCAACUGGAAUAUUGCACUCAUUGUCUUGAAUCCGGACUCUCUUUACUAUGGGGGCUAUUUCAAAGGUCGUAUGACCUUCCCCAACAACUACCCUUAUUCUCCUCCAAGUUUCAAAUUCAUCCGUCCGCUAUUCCAUCCAAAUAUAUAUGACAAUGGCGAGCUUUGCAUUUCUAUCCUUCAUUCUCCCGGGGAAGACGAAAUGUCUGGCGAGUCUGCCGCAGAACGUUGGUCGCCUGCCCAACGCGUCGAAUCAGUCUUGAUUUCCAUCCUUUCGCUGCUCGACGACGCCGAAAUCAACUCCGCCGCGAAUGUCAACGCCAGUGUUAUGCUCCGGGACAACCCUGAGAAGUACAAGCAAAAGGUUAGAGAUGAUGUGGAGAAGUCUAAGCGCGAUAUCCCUAAAGGCUUUGUCAUGCCGACCCAUGAGACUUCUAUCUCCAAGCCCGAAAAAGCCGAAGUCGUGGACGAAGACUUCUGGAUAGACAGCGACAACGGGGAGGAGGAGGAUGAUAUCUUUGGCGGCAGCGACUCUGAUGCCGUGGACUACUCACAUGAAGAUAAUGAUUCCAGCACCGAUGUUGAAGAGCAGCUGUGAUCUAAAGCAUCACGCUUCAUCUGAGUUCUUCUUUGAGCGACAGGCACUCUCUCUAUUCCUAGACGCAUAGCCGGAAGGCGUAGCAUUUGCGACAGGCCGUUUUUUUUCCCUUCAGUAUUUUGAUUUGGAUGGCGCUCUGGCGAGUUGGGGUACUGGGGCAGGCGACAUGGAGCGGAAUACUUGGUCACUGGGUUUCGCAUGGAACAAGGAGCUAAACCAUAAAUACCCAUCGGCAACAUGUAUUUUAUGUCAUCUUAGCAAAGAGGAUACUUCUCCGCCAGC